GCCCCAAGGUAAUAUAAUAACCUUCUCACAAUCGUAUUGUAAGACGAAGAAAAACUAUAUAACCUUAGUUUUCUGUAUUUUGUACAGAAAAUUAAAUUGCGUGUACCAUGAACAAAAAACAAGGAAUAAUACGCAAACUGUCUUCUAUAAAAACUAAAUCUGAUGAAGACGUAACUAAAAACUAUCAACAAGGCAUCAAUUCAUCAAGCAUUACACCCACUAGAGAUUCAUUUGCCACUGAAGAUGAGGAUAGCCCAUAUUUUCCAUGUGUCACACAAGAAAUCAAACAUGAAGUUGAUGUCCUUUGGGACUGGAAUUCACCACAGUCCAAACAAAAAACAAAAAAACAUAAAAAAAGGCUAAAUAUGACAAACUCACAUCAGAUCUCCUUUAAAAGAUAUCCGUCAAAUAACCAACUUAAACAUGAUUUUGAUAAACUGAAAGAGGAUUUAACAGCACUAAAACAAGAACUGGCAGCUCCAGAUCAUGAGGAAAGUCUAAUUUUGUCUCCAAGGGAAGAAGCUGCCUAUAAAGAUGAAAUGACAAAUCUCAGUGCUAUUGAUAUUCUUAUUAAAAGUAACCAAACUUCUUGCAAUAGUGACCCAGAAGACAUUUUUAAUGACUCUUUGGAUGAACAAAUGAUCCAGUUUAGCCAGCAAGUUGAAAAUGAAUUAAUAAAAAUAAAUGACAAUUGUAAAACUAAGUAUCUUACUAUAGAUGAAAAAAUUAACAAAAUUUGUCAUGACAGUGACCCUAAAAGUUCUUCAAAUAAUUACCCCCACACUAAAGCAGUUCCUCCAAUUUCUCUCUUAUCUAAAGAGAAUAAUUUAAAAGCAGAGCCAUUUUCAAAUAAUGGUCUUGAACAACCCUCUUGUAAGGUAGCGAAUAGCGUAGUGCUCAAGAACAAAUCCGAAGAUGGAAUUUUUGAUGAUUCAUUUGAAGGGGUUGCUUCUCAAAUACCAAUUGAAGACCUUGACCUAUUAACUCAAGUAGUUGAUAUAGCCUCAUGUAGAGUAGCAAGUCAUAUCAAUAAAACUAAAACUGUAUUUCCCACAUCCCAAUCUGAAACUUUUUUCUCACGUAAUAGUACAAGUAAUAUUGCGGCGAGAAAAGUUGAGUUCUACAGAACACAAAGUUUUGAAAUUUGUAAUGGUAUUUUGUCGCAAGAUAAGUUAAAUGAGAUCCAGAAAAAAAGGAUGGAAGCUGAAGGAAAAUUAAAGACAAAAAAAUUUGAAGAGUGUUCUGAUUCUCCAAUAAAAUGUUCUCCAGAAGAAGUAGAGAAGAAAAGGUUGCAAGCUCUUGCCAUUAGAGAAUCAAAAAGGCAACAAGAAAUAAUUGAAAGAAAGAAGCAAGAAGCUUUGCACAGAUUGGCCCAAAGUCGUAAAAAAAAUGCUGUUAGUGUAAAAAGUUCCCUUACAAAAAGGUUGUGAAUCUAAGACUGAAAUUUGAGUUUAUAAUACCAUUUGGCUGUGGCAAUAGAACAAAUUUAUCAUCCCUACAGUUUUUUUGUGGUUCAGUAGAGUUUUCAUUGUGUUUCCAGAAUGAAAGCUAACAAA
This is a messenger RNA of Cylas formicarius (sweet potato weevil), 1556 nucleotides long. RefSeq lists its product as uncharacterized. Lineage: Eukaryota; Metazoa; Arthropoda; Insecta; Coleoptera; Brentidae. The transcript has 4 exons. The coding region runs from base 108 to 1430 and encodes 440 amino acids. The record is from RefSeq and is a predicted model, not a curated record.